AUGAGCUCUUACUUUGUAAACUCGUUCUCAGGGCGCUACCCAAAUGGCCCCGACUAUCAGUUACUAAAUUAUGGAACUAGCAGCAGCGCUAUGAACGCCUCGUACAGGGACUCCGGCACCAUGCAUUCGGGCUCUUACGGCUACAACUACAAUGGGAUGGACCUGACCGUCAAUCGUUCAUCCAAUACUGGCCACUUUGGGGCUGUUGGGGAUAACUCCCGGGGUUUCCAGUCUCCCACUCCGGAGACACGGUUCAGGCAGCCGUCAAGCUGCUCGCUGGCGUCUCCGGAGCCGCUGCCGUGCUCCAACAGCGAGAGUCUGGGACCCAAAUGCUCCUCACCCCCUUCCGACCAGAGCGCCUCCACGACGGGCAGUAUCCUCACCAACACCACACAUUUCAAUGAAAUAGACGAGGCGAGCGCUUCCUCCGAGACCGAGGAGGGCACCCAUAGAGCCAGCGCCAACCCCGCCGCCCGGACGCAGCAGAAGCAAGAGUCCACAGCAACCUCCACCACCACGGCAUCGAGCGAUGGCCAAGCACCACAGAUAUUUCCCUGGAUGCGGAAACUGCACAUUAGCCAUGGUAUAUAGCCUACGUGAUGUCUAUCUUUACUAAUUUUGAUAUAAGAAAGGUUGUGUUUUGUGUGUUCGUUUUAUUGGUUAGCGUUUCCUCUGUGGCGCGUGAUGUUGCCUUUAUUUUAGCCAAUUCCACAAAAGCGCCAUAAAUCUGUCAACAGGGUAAGCCUCGCAAACUGAGGGCUAGAGAAUGGAACUGGGUGGGAGAGAGAGGGCAAAACGGCAGGAAGACUUAGAAGUUGUUGUUCCUUUGAAAAGUUACGCUUUAUUAGGUGUGGGAACUUUAUAACUGCAGGGGAAGAAGAACGGCAAUAAAAUGUGGAGAAUGGAGAAAGCCAGUACAGGAAAGAAGAGUGCAAAAAAGUUGAGGGAUGUGUUGAGGACAGUGGCUAUUCAGGAAAAGAAAAUACUAAUGUUGUAACCAAGCAUGUUCUUUGUAAUGGGGAAUAAGAUGCCCAGUAAAAGGAAUGCAUUGAUAGCCUAAAAAAAAUACACAAAAAUACCACAAUACAGCCGAAUGAGGCGUAUAAGCACCAUUUGGCGUAGUUUUAUGUGCAUUGAUAGCCGUAGCCUAUAUCGGUGGGCUUGUGUUGUGUUUGCAAACGUGUGCUGGUCAAAGUUAUUGAGUAUUUGCUUGUGUAAUGCGUUUGGUGGUCCUUUCUCGCUAAUAUUUAUCCCCUUGCGUUUUAUCCAUGCUAUUCAGAUAUGACUGGACCAGACGGCAAAAGGGCCCGAACAGCAUACACUCGCUAUCAGACGCUAGAGCUGGAAAAAGAGUUCCAUUUCAAUAGGUACCUUACCCGGAGGAGGAGGAUAGAGAUAGCCCACGCACUGUGCCUCUCAGAACGGCAAAUAAAGAUCUGGUUCCAAAACCGAAGGAUGAAAUGGAAAAAGGACAAUAAACUGAAGAGCAUGAGUCUGGCUACUGCAGGUAACGCUUUCCAGCCAUAGAGGUCACGCAAGUAAAUAACACACUAUGUGGGGGUGGAAAGAAUAUACAAAAUAAAAAUAGGUUUUAAAAACACUAUAACUGAGUACUGUACAGCGCGGCAUCUUUUGGCAUGUUGUUGAUGUUUUAGGGCAACUUAACUUAUACUGUGGUACUGCUUCUAUAAAAACAGUUCAUGUUCGUAUGUUGUUGUCUUUUUAAUACAACAGUGAUUAUUGUUUGGAGGGGGGAAAAGAAAAAUUGCUAUCAAUGCAGCCCGUUGUUAUUGUUAUAAAUAUCGUUUAUGUGUCAAGUGCUAUGUUACUGCAUUCUUGAAAGUUGGCAUGUGAGCUCUUAAAUGUUAUAACUUAUUUACAAACUAUAACGAGUAUACUUUUGAGUUUACAGCUUUAGAGACUCCUCUGCCCAAAUAUGAAGUCAAGCUAUAGUAGACAGGCCCCUGUAUUGCUUUAGCAGGAGUCUCGGUGAGUUAUAUGUGGUCAUCUUCAUGUUUGCAUACCAUUGUUUGAAUCAUAUCUUUGGAUUUUGUCAUGUGUUUAAAUUACUCAUUUAUUUUUUGAAAAAAAGGGAAACUUGUAUAAAAAAAUCAUGACUAGAAUUCCUGUAUCCGUUCAUACGUGUGUAUAGUUAUAUUCAAAAUGUAAUUGUAUAUUAUUGGAUCAUGCCUAUGUUCCAGAAAGGAUGUAUAUAUUAGACAUUUUUAAUGUGACCAAUUGGCUAUUUGUAUUGGGCAGAGUGAAUGACAAGUGUGUGGGGGAAAAUGGCAAUUGUCAUUUCGGACUGCCUGUAAGCAUUUUGCCAAUAAGCUUUUUGUAUUUGUUUGUAGCUUACCUUGGAGUACAAAAUAAAGUUCCUCAUACUCAGACCAAACCCCUCGAGCACACUACUUGUAAUUAUGUACCCCCUGCCUACCUCACAAACGACCCAGCUGAGGUCAAACACGUAUCAAACU
Molecule: messenger RNA, 2477 nt
Organism: Coregonus sp. 'balchen'
Lineage: Eukaryota; Metazoa; Chordata; Actinopteri; Salmoniformes; Salmonidae
Source: the annotation of a GenBank genome assembly